Molecule: messenger RNA, 1880 nt
Organism: Zingiber officinale
Lineage: Eukaryota; Viridiplantae; Streptophyta; Magnoliopsida; Zingiberales; Zingiberaceae
Exons: 3
Coding region: 407-1552 (381 amino acids)
Source: RefSeq, a predicted model, not a curated record
GAGAAGUCGCAAAGCGAAGAUGUCUUACAUUUAAAGACACACCUCCUCGCCUCGCCUCGCCUGCCCUGCAGUGGGAGGAAAUCGGGUAGAAGCGGCGUGCCUACUCUCGCUGCCAUUUCAUCUGCUCUGUCUCUGGAUUCCUUCUACUCAUCUCCAUUAUUUUACUCACUGUUGUCUCCCCGGUUUUGUCCACGGUCUGUAGAUCUCCUCGAAGCUCCGUCUCCCCUUCCUCUUCCAGUACCGCUACCCUCCUCCCUUUAAAUAAGCUUCUUUCGCUUACUCCCUCCGUAUCCCACUUCCAAAUCUCCUUAGCUAAUGCCCACCUGAUAUAUACAAAGGAAGCGCCCGUACGUCUAAUUCCUCAUAUAAUUCGAUCCUCUUUUUUUUUUUCUUUCCAUUUGUAACCAUGGCGCGGAAACCGCAAAUGCUCAAGGAUUUCCUGGAGCUGGAUUGGGAGUCCGAGUCCUGCAGCGCCGAGCCCGACGCCAUCGACACCGUGCGGCGUCUUAUCGACUCUGAACUCGGGCGAGGAAGAAGGCGGCUGUCGAGGAAGCUCUCAGCCAGCGCCCUAACGAGGAUCUCCUCCGUCGUCAAAAUGCUGCCUUUCUCUAACACCGCGGGCUCCUCGGCCUCCAGCGCCGGGCUCCUCUCCAGGAGUUUCUCGAAGCGUAUGAAGAUCCACUUCUGGAGGAAGCGAGGGAAGUCAGAAGCGGAGUCGGAGGACAUCGACGACGAAGUGCUGCAGUCUUGCUGCUUAGCAUAUCCGGCAGUUAGCAGUUGCAGCAGCUGGUCUGUCAUGACCGACUCCGACAGGGACUUCCUCUCCGACGAAAUCAAGAACGGGUCCCCACGAGCGAGUCCUUGCCACAGCCCGCCCAUGGCAGGGGCCGCAAAGGCGGACGUGGACGGAGAGCGCAAAGAGCCACCGGAAUGCCACAGCUCGUCGGAGGAGGAAAAGGAGCAACUGAGCCCAUUGUCCGUGAUGGAAUUCCCCUCCGAAGGAGAAGAAGAGGAGGAUCAAGCAUCAUCGCCUUCCUUUCAUCACGCCCCAUUGAAGCUGCAAAGGACAAAGUCGCAGCAGCUGCUCCGAAGGAUCGGACGGCUCCAACUCUUCCCGAAUCCCAAUCCGGUUAUCCUUGAUCGUUGCUUUGCCUCGUGCGAUGAUGAUGACAUGGAGGCGAGGAGGCUUCUGCAGGAUUUUACCUCCGUCUGCCAGGUCAGCUCGCUCGACGCGAGCGUGGAGAGACUUCUGGUGGACUUCUUCGUCUGCAGCUUGUUCAGCCGGCGGCGGAGAUCAGCGGGGCUAGAACAACAAGAUGAGGAAGCACGGCGACUGAUUUUGGUAGCGAGGGAGUGGAUGGAAGGGGGGAGGUGGUGCGGCGCCGACGACUGCCAUGGGGAAACGACGACUCUGAGCCUGAGGGAGAUAGAAGAGGGGGAGAAUGGAUGGUUGAGAUGUGAGGCGGCGGAGGAGGAAGUGGCGGUGGGUCUGGAGGGCGUUCUCAUUGGGUUGCUGAUGCAAGAGCUUGUGGUGGAUUUGGCAAUGAGCUGAGUCUGAGUCUGAGUAGUGGAUUAAUUCGUUUUUAGAUUAAUUAGCAAUAAGUUGGGUUGAGAAGAGGCAAGCGAGACAAUUUUGAGGGAGGAAGAGACGAAUGCUAGCUGAGCCUGAGUGAGAGAUCGAUAUACAUGCUUCAAAAGUUUAUGAACAUUAUUAGUUUGAAUCAAGAUCGAGGAGCUCGAUCUACUUGAAUUGGCCUUUCUUAGUGUGUGAAAUCAUGAUCACUAAUAUUUGUUGUUGGGUACCUUCGUAAGUAAGUUAGAUUUAGAGAACUUGUCAUCGAAUUGAAAAGAUUUAAAUUUAUAUAAUGAUAUUAGUUAAA